UGGCCGCGAGGGGAAAAGUGUUUUCUGAAUACAAUUUAUAUCUGAUAUUUGUUUCAUAUAGGUGUCCAAAAUGAACUCAAACGAUGUAUUUCCAAAAGUUAAAUCAUUGUUGGAAUCACUAAAUGUGUGCGAGAAAUGUACUCUGAGAUUUCUUGGUGACAAACAUUAUGAGAGUUACUCAAGUGAAAUUUCUAUUACUAAGGCAUUCCACCAACCCUCAGAAGAGGAUGUAUCAAAUAGCUCUCCGCCCCCCAAGCGUCUCUUGCCUUCGGUUUGUGCCUCCUGCUUGGGACUCCUUCAGGACAGCUGUCUCAAGAGGAUCACUCAGAUCCAGGAAGAAAUAGCUGCGAGCGGGCAUGUUUUCCAAGACUUUGUUCUACAGGUCUCCGUUCCUGUAGUCAUGGACUUAAGAGACAUGCUGUUUUACCUUUUCUUGAAAGAAACCUUUGGGGAGGAGUAUUCGCUGUCUGCAACAGACAUCCCUUCCGCCAAGGAUGCUUGGAAGUGGGUGACAGGUCCCCUCUUGGGGAAGGCCACUGGAGCCGCCUUCAAUCCAGGCAGCAACUUCCGGAUCUCAGUCCAUAUCUCCUACCUUGAUACGCCCCUGGAAUGCCUUCCGCUGCUCCAAAAAUGUCCUGAAGCAUUUCCCAAUCGAAAAAAGAAAAAAGGCAGGUCAGAAAUCAUCUACACCAGAACUGCUGUCAUGAAAGCUCUGACAUCCCUCUCUUCUCAAGUGCAGACCCUAUUCUCUCUUCCUCCAACCUCCCCAUCUCGCGGCUGCUCUUUUGAGCAGGUAUCCUGUUGCCACUGCCCCUUGUAUCUAGGGGGCCGCUACAACAAGUACUCUCGAGAGCUGAGCCAGACACCAUGGGUGGUGGACGGAGAGCGGAGGAUGGAGUCCUCUGUCAGUGAGCUCAUCUCAGAUGUGGUGAAAAGGACCAUCAAGUGCUGUGAUAUUGUGUUUUCGGCUUCGGGUAGAGAAGACGUGGACGUCAAAAUGCUGGGAGAUGGCCGUCCAUUUGUUCUCGAGGUAAUUAACCCCAGACGGGUUUCCUGGACUUCAGAAGAAAUAAAAAAUGUUGAAAAGGAAAUCAAUGAAAGUACCCAUCUCAUUGCCGUGAAACAUUUACAGAUCAUUUCAAAGCAGGACACUUUAUUGCUGAAGGAGGGGGAGGAGAUGAAGCGAAAGAGUUACACUGCUGUCUGCCUACUAGACAGGACCCUCUCUCAAGAGGACAUCCUGAAGCUGGAGAAAGUACAGGACCUGGUCCUGAUGCAGAAGACACCACUUCGCGUACUACACAGGCGCACCCUGUCCACUCGUGAGAAACUUAUUCACCAACUCGUGGGACAAAUCAUGGAGGAUGAUCACCUGUUGCGACUACGGGUUGUGACUCAGGCCGGGACGUAUGUGAAGGAGUUUGUUCACGGUGACUUUGGGAGGACGGUUCCCCACCUGGGUGACCUCCUGGAGGCCAAGACGGAUAUUUUGGCCCUUGACGUGGAGAGCAUUCAUUUGGAUUGGCCACCACCACAAGAAAAUAAAAGCUAAUUUUCUU
Uloborus diversus is the source of this 1559-nucleotide messenger RNA. RefSeq names its product tRNA pseudouridine synthase Pus10-like (gene Pus10). Gene Ontology annotation, biological process: tRNA pseudouridine synthesis. Lineage: Eukaryota; Metazoa; Arthropoda; Arachnida; Araneae; Uloboridae. Gene Ontology annotation, molecular function: pseudouridine synthase activity; RNA binding. The transcript is spliced from 15 exons. The coding region runs from base 71 to 1552 and encodes 493 amino acids. The record is from RefSeq and is a predicted model, not a curated record.